GAGCGGGCAGAGAACGGGCAGAGAGCGGGCAGGGAGCGGGCAGGGAGCGGGCAGGGAGCGGGCAGGGACACGGAGCCGCUGGAGCGAGUCCAGACGAUCCCCGGAGCUGCUGCAGGGCUGGAGCCCCUCUGCUCUGGAGCCAGGCUGGGAGAGCUGGGAAUGUUCCCCUGGAGAGGAGAAGGCUCCAGGGAGAGCUCAGAGCCCCUGGCAGGGCCUGAAGGGGCUCCAGGAGAGCUGCAGAGGGACUGGGGACAAGGGCUGGAGGGACAGGACACAGGGAAUGGCUCCCACUGCCAGAGGGCAGGGCUGGGGGGCAGAUUGGGAAGGGAUUCCUGGCUGGGAGGAUGGGGAGGGGCUGGGCUGGGAUUCCCAGAGCAGCUGUGGCUGCCCCUGGAUCCCUGGCAGUGCCCAAGGCCAGGCUGGACAGGGUUUGGAGCAGCCUGGGACAUGGCAGGGGUUGGUAAGGAAUGGGAUUUAUCUCCAUUCCAAACCACUCCAGGAUGAUUCCAUGCUGGAUCAGCUGUGCCCUCCCUUCAGUGUCCCAGAGUCCCAGAGUUGUUGGCUGGGAAGGACCCAUCCAGUCCCAGCCCCUGCCUCGGACCGGGAACCUUCCCCUGCCAGGUCAGGUCGGGGUCUGGCUGUGGGAACGGCUCCAGGGCAAACCCGUGGCUGUUCCGGAAUGAGGAGGGACAGCACAACCCUGGGAAGGGCAAAUAAACCCAGAGUCAGAUUUAUGAGUGGGGAUUUUCCCUGGCUCAGGGCUCAGGGUUUGGGGCGGGAUUUACUCCCCUUCUUGUCAGAGGUGGCAGAUGUCCUGGGAAUCACAGCUUCCCGAGGAAAACUCACUGAAUUUUCCCUUUUUUGUUCCCAAGAGGGCCUCCAAGGGUUUUGUGGCUUUUUUGGAGCCUGCUCAAGGAUGGCAGGAUGGCCUAAAAAUGAAAUUUAAAUAUGUUACAUUUUUUUGGAACUCUUUCUCUUGCUCUUAAAUCCUAGGUGGGAUACAUGAGGAAAUGGGAAUAACUGGAAGGAGCUGGGAGGAAUUCAGAAGAAAUUGAAGAAUUUGGAGGGGAAGCUGGGAAGGAACAGGGAAGAAUUUUAGGAGGAAUUGUAGAAUUUAAAGGGAAUUUGCAAGGAACGGGUGACAGUUUGGAAGGAACUGGGAAAGACUUGGAGGGAAGGCAUUAAUCCCUGGGGAUGUGUUGGAAUCCCUGGGGAUGUGUUGGAAUCCCCAUCCCUGGAGGUUCUUGGGGUGAGCCUGGAUGUGGUGCAGGAGAAUCCUUUCCAUGGAAAGAAAAGGACCUGGCUGGAGCUGGAAUGUCCCAGGGCCAGGUGUGGGGCUGUGCUGCAGGGCAGUGACCGACACGUUCCUCCUGGGGACUUCCAGAGGUGACCGCCACACUGUCCCCACUGCCCUGGGCCGGGCUCCUGGCCAGAUCCACCCCCCUGGAAUGUCCCGCUGUCCCAGCCCCUGGAACGCCCAUGGCAGCUCCCAUAAAAGCGCUGCCGGCCCGGUGGGAAGCAGGAUCCGGGAUCCAGGAGCCGGGAUGGGGCCGUGCCGAGCGCUGCCACCGCUGCUGCUGCUGCUGGGGCUGGGGCUGGCCGGAGCCUCCACCCCGGGGCCGCGGGAUGGAGCCACGGUGGGCUGGGAUGGAGCCACGGCGGGAGGGGACGGAACCACAGCGGCCUCACCGGGGCUCCUGAGCUACGAGGACGCGGUGGCGGCGGCCGUGGAGGUGCUCAACACCAGGGCCGGCAACCCCUACGUGCUGCGGCUCCGCGAGGCUCAGCCCCGGCCCGGCUGGCCCUCGGACCUGCAGAGCCGGCAGGAGCUGAGCUUCACCCUGGAGGAAACCACGUGCCGGGCACCGGGAACGGCCACCGGCGACUGCAAGAGCCGCUGGCUCGGGGCGCUGACCUGGUGCCAGGGCUCCGUUUUCCUGGAGGGGCAGCAGCCCACGGUGGAGCUCUCCUGCGAGAAGGGUCCGGCCACGUUCGGCCCGAUCUGGAAAUCCAAGAUCAAGGAUUUCUUUGGCAAGAUCAAGCAGCGUUUCCGGGGGUUCUUCCAGUGCGGCCGGAUUUGGAUCCGGGACAGGCUCAACAUCAAGGCACCCAAACCCUGAGGGGUGGCACUGCCGUGUCCCCUCCCUGUGUCCCCUCCCUCUGUCCCCUCCCUGUGUCCUCAUCCUGUGUCCCCACCCUGUGUCCCCACCCUGUGUCCCCUCCCAGCUGCUUCACUGCCAAUAAA
This is a messenger RNA of Prinia subflava (tawny-flanked prinia), 2245 nucleotides long. RefSeq names its product cathelicidin-B1-like. Gene Ontology annotation, cellular component: extracellular region. The transcript has 5 exons. Gene Ontology annotation, molecular function: lipopolysaccharide binding. The coding region runs from base 1260 to 2120 and encodes 286 amino acids. Gene Ontology annotation, biological process: antimicrobial humoral immune response mediated by antimicrobial peptide; innate immune response; defense response to Gram-positive bacterium. NCBI's taxonomy places the organism in Eukaryota, Metazoa, Chordata, Aves, Passeriformes, Cisticolidae. The record is from RefSeq and is a predicted model, not a curated record.